Dendrobium catenatum is the source of this 767-nucleotide messenger RNA. RefSeq names its product 1,4-dihydroxy-2-naphthoyl-CoA thioesterase 1. Bases 176 to 673 code for a protein of 165 amino acids. The transcript has 3 exons. Gene Ontology annotation, molecular function: 1,4-dihydroxy-2-naphthoyl-CoA thioesterase activity. Gene Ontology annotation, cellular component: peroxisome. NCBI's taxonomy places the organism in Eukaryota, Viridiplantae, Streptophyta, Magnoliopsida, Asparagales, Orchidaceae. Gene Ontology annotation, biological process: phylloquinone biosynthetic process. The record is from RefSeq and is a predicted model, not a curated record.
ACCGCAUUGAUAUACGUAAUCUUAAUUAUUCCAUUCAGCUACCUGCUCGGCGUCAUGGACGCAACCGGACAAAAGAAUCGGUCGACGGAGAGAUAAGAAAUGGUGAUAUGACCGCCGAAAAUUUCAAACAAUCCACUCCCCCAAUCCAUAGAUAGAAACAUCUGAUAGCCGGCGGAUGGCCGGAGAUCCCAAAGAACCCCUUGAUAGGCCAACUCCGGCGGCCAUAACGGCAGAGGUAGAUCGUCCCCUCCACGCCCUAGGUUUCGAGUACAGCCACGUUUCACCGGAAAAGAUCACUGGCCACCUCACCGUCAGCGAAUCCUGGUGCCAGCCGUUCAAGCGAAUGCACGGAGGUGUGGCGGCUUUUGUGGCGGAAGGUGUGGCGAGCGCCGGCGCUUAUAUGGCCUCCGGCUUCCAGCGCGUCGCCGGCAUCCAGCUAUCCAUCAAUUUUAUCAAGCCUGCUUUCCUUGGUGAUAAGGUUGAGGUUGAGGCCAACCGUAUCCUGCUCAGCAAAACUAUCCAGGUGUGGGAGGUUCAACAAUGGAGGACCAAUCCUACAUCAGGAGGAAAGGUGUUGCUGUCCUUAUCAAAUGUUACCUUACUAUGUAAUUUACCAUCACCCAUGGUGAUGAAAAGCUUUGAAGAUGCUAUGAAGAAGUAUUCUAAGCUUUGAGACUCUUACAGUUUGAUUGAAAUGUUUUGAAUAUGAGAAAUAUGAGUUGUUUGAACUAUUUUUUUCAGUUAUAAUGUACCAUCCUUUCGCAUUA